This is a messenger RNA of Monopterus albus (swamp eel), 4212 nucleotides long. It is a transcript of the gene gas6, whose product is annotated as growth arrest-specific 6. The transcript has 15 exons. Gene Ontology annotation, molecular function: calcium ion binding. Gene Ontology annotation, cellular component: extracellular region. The coding region runs from base 477 to 2426 and encodes 649 amino acids. The record is from RefSeq and is a predicted model, not a curated record. NCBI's taxonomy places the organism in Eukaryota, Metazoa, Chordata, Actinopteri, Synbranchiformes, Synbranchidae.
GUUAAGCCGGCCAUGGUGAGAGGUGUCUACAUCAUUACAAACUCCUGCCUUCGUGUUUCAGAGCUACUGCCCCUGCUGAAGCACGCAGCAUAGUUUCUCCGCAGACUGGGGACUCAAUCCAGCCAGAGAGGUCUCAACACCAGAGAACAGUGUCAGAAAAUAAAGUAGAGUCCGCAAUGGGUACGAGGUGAACCCCGGAGAAAACAGGACGCUCGCUUAAUUCGCGUUGUGAACAAUAUGCAGGAGAAACACGACAGUGUAGGUUGCAACGCUCCGCUGCGACAGUGAUUUUUAAUAACAUUAAAAACGUUCAUGGUCGGAACCACCUGAAUACCUGCAGUGUUUCGCAGCAAGUUAACGUUAGCCUCGGCUCGGUGCAGACAGCGGUGACAUUGAGGCACAGGGGGGGACAGAGACACUACAACACGGGGCAGGAGAAAGUUUCUGGAGCUUGGCGCAGACACAGCGGUUAAACAAUGCGGCUGACCCCAACAAAAUCUCUUUUAUCGGCAGCCCUGCUAAUCCUGCUGGUGGUCCGCUGGUCCGACAGCAUUUCCUUGUCUUCUGAAGAGGCGAAUCGGUUUCUGAGCAGACACAGGAGAGCAUAUCAAGUUUUCGAGGAGACGAAGCAAGGACACUUGGAAAGGGAAUGUGUGGAGGAAAGGUGCACCAAAGAGGAAGCCAGAGAAGUGUUUGAAAACGACCCAGAGACGGACUACUUCUAUCCCAAGUAUUUAGCCUGUGUGGACAAGUUUGGAGAUUCAGAAAAGAAGAAACAGGAUCUGGUCACGUGUGUCCACAAUAUUCCAGACCAGUGCUCUUCCUCUCCCUGUAGUCCCACCGGUACGGUGCGCUGUGAAGACAAAAAGGCCAACUUCCUCUGUCACUGUUUUACAGGCUGGGCAGGAGUAAGAUGCGAGAAAGAUGUCGACGAGUGCAGCAAAGGAAAUGGAGGGUGUGACCAUGUGUGCAACAACACUAUGGGCAGUUACCGCUGCUCCUGUCACCAAGGCUACAUGUUGGUAGAUCGCCGCUCGUGUAAUGAUGUGGAUGAGUGUGAGGACCCUGAUGUGUGUGGAACAGCACGGUGUGAGAAUACGGAGGGCGGCUAUGACUGCUUGUGUGAUACUGGCUAUGUCUACGACAAUGAAUCAAAGAGCUGUGUAGAUAUGGAUGAGUGUGAGGCAAAUGUGUGUGAACAGGAAUGUCUGAACACGCCAGGCAGUUUCCGUUGCUUCUGUGAUGGUCGUCAGAGCACGAAGCUGGGCCAGGACCUCAGGAGCUGUAAGCCCAUAACUUCCUGUAUGUCAGAGUCUCUGAAGAGGAACUCUCGUUCUCUUUACCUGGGGCGCAUGUUCAGCGGCGUGCCAGUGGUGAGGCUGCGUUUCCGAAGGAGAAUUCACACUGGCUUUUCAGCUGAAUUCGACUUCCGCUCCUAUGAUUCUGAGGGGGUGAUCUUCUUUGCCGGAGGUCACCUAAACAGUUCCUGGAUUGUGCUGGCAAUGCACCACGGAAAGCUAGAGCUGCAGUUGAAGUACGGCACGGUUAGCAGGGUCACCAGCAGCGGACCGAUCGUCAAUGACGGCCAGUGGAGAAAGAUCUCAGUAGAGGAGCAGGGGCGGAGCCUUGUGAUUAAGAUUGACAGGGAAGCCGUCAUGAAGAUUGCAGUAAAUGGUGAUCUGUUUACACUACACAAGGGAAUGCAUGAACUCAACCUCACUGUGGGAGGAGUCCCUUUCAGAGAGGAUGGCCUCGUUAAUCAGGUAAACCCUCGUCUGGAUGGUUGUAUGAAGGAGUGGCGCUGGCUGACGGGUGAAGACACUUCCAUUCAAGAAACCAUCCGGUCCAAUGACAACAUGCAGUGUUUCAGCGCCGAGGUUCCUGGAUCAUAUUACCCCGGCACAGGCUUCGCUCUCUUCAACAUCAGUUAUGGAUCAGAGAACCUGAGCAUCAAAUUAAUCCUGCGUCCAACCUCUGCAAUUGGAGUACUUUUUGCACUGAUUCACCAGGACAGAGUUCCUCUCUCCAUUGCUCUGGCUGACUAUCACCCCAGCACAGAUGAAUGGCGAGAUUUUCUUCUGGUAUCUGUAGAUGAUUCCGUCGUCGCCAGCUCUCCGGCUCCGCUGUGUGAUGGUGAAAGUCAUGAAAUCGAGGUGACAGUCUUAGGCAACCAAACCAAGCUGCUGAUCGAUGGCCAGCCUGGACGAAGUGAAGACAGAGAAAUUCCUUUUGACCUCUUUUCUCAAUCCACCACCUUCAUAGGAGGCCUCCCCGAUGUUCCUCUGGUGUCCACACUGGUGUCAGCACACUACAGCGGCUGUAUGGAGGUCAGUGUAAAUGGGCAGUCUCUGGACUUGGACCGAGCUGUUCACAAACACAAUGAUAUCCGCUCACACUCAUGCCCUCUGCUGGACUCUCGCCUGUGAUCAGUGCAUCAGUCUACCAAAGCCAAUCCAUAAGCAGUUCACUGAGGCAAUGGAAAUGAUUUCCACUGUAUUUAUAAAUUUAGAUUGGAAUGUAAAAAAAUAGACCAAGUAUUGUGUUGCAGCUGAAGCCUUAGCCCAAGAUCACCUUGUCCUUUUACUGUGAUGACACUGCUGCCAAGAGGCGCUUGCAGGGAUUUUCACAGUACUGUAAAUCAGCAGGCUAGUUACAUCACCAAUGGGCAACAUCUCUGUAAUAGGCAGAAGAUAUAGGAAUAAAUGCUGCACAACAUUGCCUCAAAAUCCUUGUAUGCCACACAGGGCCUUAUCCGGAUCAGUGUUAAAAGGUUGGUCUUGGGUCAGCCUACUAUGCCUGGCAUCCUGUAAAUGCAGAUCUGAUUGGAACUGUGUAGGGAGAGUGACAUUUCACUGCAGCUUCUCAGCUGAUGGUGCUGUGGUCAUGUCGCUUGCAUCCCGUUCACCUAAGGCCCACGUUCACAAAGAAGUUGAUGAAAUGAAAAAUUGGGACCAGAUAAACAGGCCUACAUCAGCCAAAAAGGUGCACAGAUCUUCAUGAGUAUUUGGUGUAUAAUGAUUUGGAGGGUUACUAGGAACUAAUUUUUUAUUUUAUUUUUUUUUGCUCCUAACAAGCUGAAUCCCCUCUGUCAGCAUGCUGGUGUUUUGUUAGGCACCACUUUGUGUUCUGAAGAAAACCUUGCACAUUGUUGCAGGUAGAAAUGGACCAUUUUCUUGAUUUCUUCUUGACUAAAGCAGCACUCCAUGUCUGCCUGCAACCUUAAAAAUCAGCCACGUGCCUACCGAAAACAACCAACCCAAACGUCUUGACAGCGUCCCUCCAAACAGGUGAAUCAUUUCACAAAGGUGCAGUACUGUAACACAAACAGAGCUAGUCCUUUUCCUAAAGAAAUGUUGUAGUUAAUACACCAUGUUAUUAUACUUUGUUAAAGACAUGACUCACACCCUGAUUAUCAGUAAUCUCCAAUCAGUAACUUUGUCACAAAGGCCCCUUCUUUCUCUCAGAAUCGCCCAUUUACAGCCAAUACCUGCCAUUUACCAAUCUGAGGAUGAUAGAUUAGUCACUGAAGCACAGGGAGACAGGAAGGGGCCCUCCCUUUGAAGGAGGGAGAGCACUGCAUGGAUCGCACCACACAAGCUACUGAGAGUAAAAAGAGUGCGCUGUAAUAUACUGAAUAUGUAAAUAAUGUGACUGUACAAUGCUUUAUAGAAGACUGAAAACGAACAGUACUCGAUGCUCACUGAGGUUUUCUGCAGACUUAAGUUGAUUCAAAGGUGAACGAUAAUCUGAGUCCGUCAACUUCAUCUGCCUAAAAAUGUUUGAGCGACAGAUUCAUGGUUCUUCUCUUUAAAUGGGGAUUUGGAGACUAUGAGAGCAAAAGCUGGGGAUCCAAGUGUCAUAACUCUUUAGAGAAUCAGUUUUUAAAUUUGAUUUUAUAGGUGCUGAGAAAAUCAAAACACAAUAUAAACAAGGAAUGUCAGAGGAGCAUUGUGAUUGAGAAAGCCAGAAGGGCUCCAGUGUUAUGUUACAUCCUUCUGCAAUGUGUCAUUUUCUAGUUUUCUGAUGAAUGAAUGGCAGAAUAUAGAAAUUGGUGUGUUGUUUUUUUUUGUUUGUUUUUGUUUUUUUAUCAUAUACGUUGUAUAUUGAAAUACUCCUUAGUUUUUAUUUUUAUCUUUGACUGCCAGUAUGUGUUCAGAGCUGAUAGGUCUUUUUGAGUUUUAUUUUCCCUCAACAGUGAAAAUCCUAUUUAAA